UCUGCUGAUGGCAGAGGCGCGAUUAGUGUUGACAACACCGCCCUGGAUCUCAUCCCUGUUUAUCUAUUUCCCAAAGUAUUUUUAUUUGGAAAGAAUAAAGCGAAUUUGGAGGAAAGGAAAGACAUGUCUUAAUGUAUUUGAUACCUCUCUGAUGCAUGUGCCUGUCAGCUGAAGCGUGCUGGAAGAAUGCAGCCUAAAACCAGAAGAUAUGCUGGAGUCUGGCAUCAAACGAGGAGCCUGCUCUACAAAAACCUGCUGAUCAAAUGGAGGACCAAACAACAGAGUCUCCAGGAGUUGAUCUUGCCAUUGCUGCUCCUGGGCUUCCUCAUCCUCAUUGGCACCCUCAAUCCUCACGUUUCAUACUGCAGUAUCAGCAGCGAAGAGCUGGAGAAUGAACAGAACCUGUCAAUCAAAGGUCUCGGCUACACCCCCAUCAACAAUGUAACCAAUCACAUCAUGGAAGAGGUGGCACGGGAACUGCUCAUGAAUGAGCGAUUAGAGAUGUUCUCCACUGAGGAACAAUUGGAGAAUGCCAGUCUCGCUGAUCCAGAUGGCUUUGUAGGAGUGGUCUUCUUGGAUUCGAUGGAGUACCUUCUGCGAUUCCCGAUUUACCAACUCCCUCUGCCUAGUGACUUCAGCGAAUCCAUAACACGCUGUUACAUAGACUAUGUCAACUACCAUGCCACCAGAUACUGGUAUUCUGGAUUCAUACGGCUGCAGUCUCUCAUUGAUGCUGCCAUCAUACAGAUGAAGACCAAACGUCCCGUGUGGAACGAACUAAAAGUGCGUGCAGUGAUGAUGGGACAUCCGGGUACAGUGGAGGUCCAGAAGUCGCAUUAUGCCCUGAUCUCCAUAUACCUAGUGCUGGUGUUUACACCCUUUGUCGAUUUCCUCAUUGUCAAUGUGGUGGCUGAAAAAGAGCAGCGGCUGAAAGACACAAUGGGCAUGAUGGGAUUGUAUGACUCUGCCUUUUGGCUUUCAUGGGGCCUCCUCUAUGCUGCAUUAGUGACGACCAUGUCUAUUCUCAUGGCUGUAAUAGCAACCUGUACACCCCUGUUCUCCAACAGCAACUUCUUUGUCAUCUUCCUCCUCAUUUUCCUCUAUGGAAUAUCUUCUAUUUGCUUCUCCUUCAUGUUGACCCCUUUGUUUAAGAAGCCCAAGUUUGCAAGUACAGUGGGCUCUAUACUGACUGUGGUGCUAGCGUGUCUACCUCUUUCCACUGUUCUGAUGAGAGAUUUCCCCCAGUCAGCCGUGUGGCUCCUCUGCCUUCUGUCUCCCAGCGCCUUCUCUAUCGGCAUCACCCAGGUGGUGUUUCUGGAAACUCAGAGGGACGGCGCAGUGUUUUCCGCUCUGGGGAAUGGUCCUCACGCCCUCUAUGUUCCUAUGGUCAUGCUGUUGUUGGACUGCAUUCUCUAUCUGCUUUUAGCCAUUUACCUGGACCAAGUGCUACCAGGCGAGUUUGGCACAAGGCGCUCAGUGCUGUACUUCCUACAGCCAUCCUAUUGGUCAAAGCGUUAUGUGGAGCUGAGCUCUGUGUAUGAGGGCGAGGUCAACAGACCCCCAGUGAAUGAUGAAUCGGUGGAGGUGGUUUCUCCUGAGUUUAGAGGGAAAGAGGUUAUCAGGAUCUGCAAUAUUCGUAAAAUAUACAGAGCGAAAGACACCAAAGUGGAGGCUUUGAGAGGUUUGACUUUGGACAUCUAUGAGGGUCAGAUCACUGCCCUGCUGGGUCACAGUGGAGCAGGAAAAUCCACCCUCAUGAACAUCCUGUGUGGCAUCUGCCCCCCUACAGAAGGCACGGCAACCAUCUAUGGCUCUCCUGUGGCAGAGAUAGCAGUGAGGGCUGAGAUGAAACAGCUGGUUGGUAUAUGCCCCCAGUUGAACAUCAUCUUUGAUUUGCUCACUGUAGAGGAACACCUGAGAAUCUUUGCUGCCAUUAAAGGGAUCCUGCCGUCUGAUGUUGAUGGUGAGGUGAGAAAAGUUCUAAAGGAUCUGGAUUUAGAAAAGAUUAUGGACGCCCGGGCGAAAAACCUGAGUGGAGGCCAGAAAAGGAAGCUCUCUGUGGGCAUAGCGAUUCUCGGAGACCCAAAGAUCCUUCUUCUGGAUGAGCCUACGGCUGGUAUGGACCCAGUGUCUCGACAGCAGGUCUGGGCCUUACUGAAGAGCCGUAGAGCAGGCAGAGUUACUGUAUUCAGCACUCAUUAUAUGGACGAGGCAGAUAAACUUGCAGAUCGUAAAGCUGUCAUCUCUCAAGGACAGCUCAAAUGUGUUGGUUCCUCUUUGUACCUGAAGACCAAGUGUGGGGUUGGCUACCAACUUAGAAUGUCUGUAACUGAAGGCUGUGAAGUGGAGAACAUCACAUCACUGGUUAAGCAGCAUGUUCCCAAGGCUCAGCUGUCAAGGCAGCAAGAGGCUGAGCUUACAUUCACAUUGUCUUCCGAGAGCAUGGACACGUUCCCAGGGCUGUUCACGGAGCUGGACUGUCGACCUGACCUGGGAAUCAUCAACUACGGUGUCUCCGAGACAACAUUAGAGGAUGUCUUCUUGCGCUUGGAGGCAGAGGCAGAAGUGGAUCAGUCUGAUUACAGUGUGUUUAACCAAGAAAAGGUGGAAGACGAGGGAGACGCGUCCUCUAUGGAUGACACAGAGCAGCAGCUGCUGAUGUUUUCAGACAGCAGACAGGAUGCAGUAACUGGUCGAGCCCUUUGGAGGCAGCAGUUUAGAGCCAUGGCCUGGCUGCACAUGCUCAACCUGCAGAGAGAGAGAAAAUCUAUCAUAAACAAUUUGUCACUAUUCCUAGCGUUCUUAUGUGCAAUGGUUAUGGCAUCCUUGACCUGGAGAAACUUUUCUAGUCUUUCUGAUAAAAGACUGUUUUCACCUAUAUACCUGCUGCACCGCAACGAGACCCUUGGCAAAUACACCACCAGCCUGCUUGUGCAAAACUCCACCGACUCUGACCUGUCAGGGUUCAUCCACGAUCUGGAGUCUCAGGAUAUUAAAGUGGAAAUGAUGAAAGAACUGGACUACAUAUCUGCUGCUCCUGUCAGCGCCGCCAUCAACGUGACAGGAUCCAGUGAGAAUUUUACCUACAUUUUAGCAUUUAACAUUACCACUAUGCACUCUUUGCCUAUGGCUGUCAAUGUGCUCAGUAACGCCCUCCUGAGAGGCUCUAAUGGCACUGGACACAUUAAAACAUGGACUAAACCCUUCUACUAUCAAAUCCCAGGUAAGGUGUCCUAUGCACUGGUUUACAUUGAGACUGUGAUUCUUGGGAUUCUGGCCGCUGGGAUGCCAGCCUAUUUUGCAAUGGACCACACAAGAGACAAAGAGUUGAAGUGUCACUCGAUCCUGAGGAUCUCUGGUCUUGUUCCUUCAGCGUACUGGUGCGGUCAGGCAUCUAUUGAUGUCCCUUUCUAUUAUCUUAUCUUAAUCUGUAUGACCAGCACCCUGUUUGCCUUCCAUUCUACAAACCUGCUAACCUUAUAUAAUACCUUGUCUGUGGCUCUGUGUCUGAUUGGCUUCGCUCCAGCCAUGGUUCUCUUCACAUACUGUAUAUCCUUCAUGUUCGUCAAGUUCCAGAGCAAUAGGGACGACUUCUCAGGGGUCUCCAUGAUAUUGUGUGUGGUUUCUGCGACCGUAAUCCAGAUAGCUCUUGUGAAUAAGAAAUAUGUUGUGGCUCGUCUCCUACACAGUGCACUGUGCUUCUUCAGUCCACUCUACCCUCUCAUGGGCUGCCUUAACUGCAUUACCAUGGCCACCUUCCUUCAGUCUCCUUAUGAUGAUGAUUUCCUGUGGAAGAAUCUCUUCAUCUCUGUUUUGUCUCCAUAUAUCCAGUGUAUUCUGCUGCUCUUCACACUUAGAUGGCUUGAGAUCAGAUAUGGAGGGAAAACUAUGAAUAAUGAUCAGCUAUGCAGGAUUUCCUCCCAAGCGAAGAGUAAACCUCAGCGAAACCCAGAGGAGAACGUGAGUGAGGAUGAGGAUGAGGAUGUUCAGGUGGAGAAAGCUCGAGUGAAGGAGGCGUUGACUUGUCAGAGCUGUGAGGAGAAACCGUUGGUAGUGGUGAGUAACCUCAGCAAACAGUACAAAUGCAAGAGGGAGAGAUUUUCGCUCAGCAAAAGAAGGAAAGUGGCCACUAAGAACGUCUCAUUUUGUGUUCGCAAAGGUGAGGUUUUGGGUCUGCUGGGACCAAAUGGAGCGGGAAAGAGCACUAUCAUGCACAUGCUGUCUGGAGUCACUGAACCCACUGCUGGACAGAUUCUAAUGGGAGAUUAUGGAACAGACUUCCAACCAGUGGGAAACCCCUUGGAACAUGUGGGGUACUGUCCUCAGGUGAACCCUCUGUGGCCGAGAAUCACUCUACAGGAGCACCUGGAGUUCUACGCUGCUAUAAAGGGGAUACAGCAGCAUGAUAUGUCAAAUAUCAUUAAGCGUGUUGUCGAUGCUCUAGAGCUGAAGGAUCAUCUUUACAAACAGGCUAAAAACUUGUCUGCUGGGCUGAAGAGGAAGCUCUGCUUUGCACUAAGCAUGCUGGGAAAUCCUCAGAUAGUUCUGUUGGACGAACCAUCUACAGGAAUGGAUCCCACAUCGAAACAACGCAUGUGGAGGGCGAUCCGAGCUGCCUUUAAGAACAAACAGCGAGGAGCCAUAUUUACCACCCACUACAUGGAGGAGGCCGAGGCUGUGUGUGACCGUGUGGCCAUCAUGGUUUCUGGUCAGCUGAGGUGUAUUGGCUCUAUUCAGCACCUGAAGGGGAAGUUUGGGAGAGGCUACAGCCUCGAGAUUAAUCUCAGGGAGGAGCUCUCAGGUCUCCAGGAGGUAGCGCUGUUGCACGAAGAGAUACUGAAGAUAUUUCCCCACGCUGCUCGUCAGGACAGUUUUGCCACUCUGAUGGAGUACAAAAUUCCAAUGGAAGAUGUGAAGUCGCUAGCCAAGUCCUUUGCCCAAUUAGAAAGUGCUAAACAGAACUUUAACUUUGAAGAGUACAAUUUCUCCCAGUCAACGCUUGAACAAGUUUUCAUGGAGUUCGCUAAAGAGCAAGAGAAUGCAGAAGAGGAGGUCGGAUCGCUUAGCACAACUUUUCAAUGGCAGAGACUGAGACAGGACAGGCCUGUAUCCCUCAAUCACACAGACAGCAUAGUACACCAGCUAUGAGCCAAUCCUGUUAAACCUUCCCUGAAGCGUUGUGCCUUCUUUAUCCUCUGUGUCUUUCUCUAUCGCUCUGCAUGUGCCAUCAUUUGCCUUAAAGAGCCUUAAACUGAUGGGACUCACAGGACAAUAGACUGUGGAGACUCCAGCAGCCACUAGCACGCAUACAAGACGUGUGUGUGUGUGUGCGUGUGUGUGUGCUCUUGUUUUUGUGACAUAUCAGGACACAACUCUGUAUAAUGACAUGGGUAUGACACAGGUAUUGCAAGCAGAGGGUGACUUAUGA
Messenger RNA from Carassius auratus (goldfish), 5428 nucleotides. RefSeq names its product ATP-binding cassette sub-family A member 5-like. The coding region runs from base 187 to 5148 and encodes 1653 amino acids. Gene Ontology annotation, biological process: transmembrane transport; lipid transport. Gene Ontology annotation, molecular function: ATP binding; ATP hydrolysis activity; lipid carrier activity. Gene Ontology annotation, cellular component: membrane; intracellular membrane-bounded organelle. The record is from RefSeq and is a predicted model, not a curated record. The transcript has 39 exons. Lineage: Eukaryota; Metazoa; Chordata; Actinopteri; Cypriniformes; Cyprinidae.